Molecule: messenger RNA, 3275 nt
Organism: Ziziphus jujuba (common jujube)
Lineage: Eukaryota; Viridiplantae; Streptophyta; Magnoliopsida; Rosales; Rhamnaceae
Product: probable alpha,alpha-trehalose-phosphate synthase [UDP-forming] 11
Exons: 3
Coding region: 372-3017 (881 amino acids)
Biological process (GO): trehalose biosynthetic process
Cellular component (GO): cytosol
Molecular function (GO): catalytic activity
Source: RefSeq, a predicted model, not a curated record
AAUCGCUCUCUCUCUCUCUCUCUCUCUCUCUCUUUCUCUCUCUGUCUCUCUUCGUUCUUAUCUAGUUAGUAAAUUGCUGGUUAGUUUUUAUAUUUUUUCUUAUUGAGCUCGCUCGCUGUAAUGGAAAGUGUAUCAUUAUCUUUGAUUUCCACAACUCCAACAAUCUUCUUCUUCGGCACAAUCCACCUAUAAAAGAUCUUUCUUUUUUAUCAGAAACACCAUUUUCGCCGCCGAACAAGCUCUGCGUACGUAUACUCUCUUCCCAAAAAUCGUCGUUUGGGUUUCUCUUUUUCAUUUCCUUUUUUUUUUUUUUUUUUUUUUUUUUUUUUUGUUCUUCUUCUUCGUGUUCUUGGUUUUGUGUCUUGUCGACUAUGAUAUCAAGAUCCUGCUUGGACCUGUUGAAUUUGAUCUCAUUUGAUGAUGUACGGCCUAUGAGUCCAGUCCCAAGGAUCAUGAACAUGCCGGGAGUCAUUUCGGAGUUCAGAGCGGGUCUCCACGACAACAUCAACGUCGUCGACGAAGAAAGCGUGAAGAAUUCAGGGUCCGACUUAGAUUCCUCCAAUACUCCACAAGAGCGUAGAAUCAUCGUCGCCAACGAGUUGCCGAUACGUGCUUACCGAGACCCCGAUUCCAAGAAAUGGUGCUUUGAGUUCGACAAAGAUAAACUCGCUUUGCAACUCAAAGAUGCGUUCGGAACCGACGUCGACGUCUACUACGUCGGUUGUUUGAAGGCGGAUAUCGAAGGCGCGGCCGAGCAAGAGGAAGUCGCUCAGGUCCUACACGACAAGUUUCGCUGCGUGCCGACUUUCUUGCCGACUGAAACCCAGAACAAGUUUUACCAUGGCUUCUGCAAGCAUUACCUUUGGCCUCUGUUUCAUUACAUGUUGCCUCUGUUAAAGAGCCACGGUCAGCGAUUCGACAACGCGGAAUGGCAGGCCUACGUCUCGGCAAACAAGGCCUUUGCGGACAAGAUCAUUGGGGUCAUAAACUCCGAUCAAGAUUCCGUUUGGAUCCACGAUUACCAUCUCAUGGUGGUCCCUGCUUUCUUGAGAAAGCGUUUUUACAGAGUCAAGCUUGGGUUUUUCUUGCACAGCCCGUUUCCUACCUCGGAAAUUUACAGGACUUUACCUGUACGGGAAGAGAUUCUUCGCUCUCUGUUGAAUUGUGAUCUUAUUGGAUUUCAUACGUUCGAUUACGCAAGGCAUUUCUUGUCUUCUUGCAGUAGAUUGUUGGGUAUGGAUUACGAGUUGAAAAGGGGUUACAUUGGUUUGGAAUAUUAUGGUCGAACAGUUAGUAUCAAGAUCAAGCCGGCCGGAAUCCAUAUGGGUCAGCUCAAAUCGGCUUUGUCACAACCAGACACCGUAGAAUCGGUGAUAAAAUUGAGACGCCAAUUCAAGGAUAAAACGGUGAUCUUGGGGGUCGACGAUAUGGAUUUGUUUAAAGGCAUUAGCUUGAAGUUUCUUGCAAUGGGGAAGCUAUUGGAUCAGAACCCACACUGGAGGGGCAAAGUGGUUUUGAUUCAGAUUGCGAACCCAGCAAGGAGCAGCGGAGAAGAUGUCCAAAGUCUGCAGAAAGAGACCAGUACCAUUGUCGAUGAGAUAAACCACAAGUACGGAGAAGAAGCACCGGGAGGGUACAAACCCAUCAUUUUCAUCAAACGCCCAGUUACGAGCCUCGAGAAGGCCGCUUUCUACGCCAUUGCAGAGUGCUGCGUAGUGAAUGCCGUGAGAGAUGGUAUGAAUUUGGUUCCUUACAUGUACACCGUUUGCAGGCAAGGAAGCUCUGUUCUCGACAAGGCAUUGGGGGUUAUCGAAGAAGGCUCUGAUUCAUCACCAGCACCGAAACAGAGCGUUAUCAUUGUCUCCGAAUUCAUUGGUUGCUCUCCUUCUCUCAGCGGAGCAAUCCGUGUGAAUCCGUGGAACAUAGAGGCAGUCUCUGAUGCGAUGAACUCGGCAAUCACGAUGAGUGAGGAAGAGAAGCGGUUGAGGCAUGAGAAGCAUUACAAGUACAUUAGCUCGCACGAUGUUGCUUACUGGGCCAGGAGUUUCGAUCAGGACCUUGAGAGGGCUUGUAAGGAACAUUACAACAAACGGUUCUGGGGCAUGGGUUUUGGUUUGGGAUUCAGAGUCAUGGCUCUGGGACCCAAUUUCAGGAAGCUUUCUUUGGAUUACACUGCCUCUGUGUACAGGAACACGACAAGCCGUUUGAUCCUGUUGGACUGCGACGGGACUAUAAUGCCGAAGAUGUCGGUGGACCAAGCUCCCAGUGCGGAGAUCAUCUCCGUGUUGAAUACCUUGUGUGGUGAACCGAAGAACACCGUUUUCAUUGUGAGUGGCAGAGGGAAAGACUCUCUCAGCAAAUGGUUCGCUCCGUGUGAGAAUUUGGGCAUUUCCUCAGAGCAUGGUUACUUCACAAGGUGGAAUGGGAAUUCUCCAUGGGAGGUUUGCACGUAUACGAAGGACUUCGAUUGGAAAAAUAUUGCAUUGCCAGUGAUGGAGCAUUAUACAGAGGCCACAGAUGGGUCUCACAUAGAGCAGAAAGAAACAGCAUUGGUUUGGCAUCACCAAGUGGCUGAUCCUCAUUUUGGUUCAUGCCAGGCUAAAGAGCUCCAUGAUCACCUUGAGAAUGUGCUUGCCAAUGAGCCUGUUGUGGUUAAAAGGGGUAAAUACAUUGUUGAAGUUAAACCCCAGGGAGUGAGCAAAGGCAAAGUAGUGGAGAGCAUAGUCUUGAGCAUGCAGAUUAAUGGGAAGACACCGGAUUUCGUGCUGUGCAUUGGGGAUGAUCGGUCCGAUGAAGACAUGUUCGAGAGCAUCGGCCGAUCGAUUUCCGGCGGGACAUUACCGGCGACGGCGGAGGUUUUUGCUUGCACUGUUGGUCAGAAACCAAGCACGGCCAAGUACUUUGUUGAAGGUUCAGGGGAAGUGGUGAAGUUGCUACAAUUACUUGGAACAGUGCCAGAACAGCCACCCAGAUACACCACCGCACAGCAUCAGGAAGCUUUUCAGGGGUUUGAUUGAUUUGGAAAAAAAAAAUUUAACCCCGCUGACUCAUGGAUAUAUUACAAGGUAGAAAGUGAUAUUUUAGAGCCAAAAAAAUUGAUACAGCAACGGCCUUUGUACAGAUGAUAGUUCUUUUUUUUUUUUUUUUUCUUCUACAUUUUACAGGUUCAUCAUCUGAUCAACAUAGACAUUACUUUCACAGAUUAGUUUAUUCAAUUAAUGUUCUUUUAUAGCUUACAACAAGAAAGUGAUUGCAAAGUUCAGUGUUUUUCUUUU